Mollisia scopiformis is the source of this 476-nucleotide messenger RNA. RefSeq lists its product as uncharacterized. The transcript has 3 exons. NCBI's taxonomy places the organism in Eukaryota, Fungi, Ascomycota, Leotiomycetes, Helotiales, Mollisiaceae. Bases 34 to 354 code for a protein of 106 amino acids. The record is from RefSeq and is a predicted model, not a curated record.
CGCAACAGAAAUCAACAAUAAAAAAUUUCCAUAAUGGUCCUUACUCGAAGCCAACGAAAAGCCGCUCUCGAGUCAGGUAGCAGCGUAACCGCUACUACCGAUCAUAACGACGCAAGCAAACCUCCGAAGUCAUCAAAUGUCGCCCGUGAAGAACCUCUAGCGCAGUCUGAUAAGACCACAGCCGAAGAUGCCACGACCCCAUCGUUGAAUGUUGUCUUGAAGCCAGCUCCGAAGAAGGCCAAGCCGAAGCUUCGGGCCAAGACUGACAAUGAAGAGGUGCCAAUGCUGGUCUACAAGGUCACGAUGGAUGAUUUGAUGCCGCCUCCAUCAGAGUCCGUCGUAGAGAUUCACUGAGAAACCUUGCUUAUCUCAAAUUCUGGUUCUUUUACUACACUUGGCUGGGGUUUUGGGGACGUGCACAGGCUUCUUGGUAGAGUUCCUGGGUUGUGUUGAUAAGAAUUGGGGAGGAGUUCAAG